Molecule: messenger RNA, 2271 nt
Organism: Pyricularia grisea
Lineage: Eukaryota; Fungi; Ascomycota; Sordariomycetes; Magnaporthales; Pyriculariaceae
Exons: 2
Coding region: 17-1948 (643 amino acids)
Source: RefSeq, a predicted model, not a curated record
UUAUAUUGUGAUAAACAUGUCUGCUUCCUACUGGACACCUAAGACAAAGUCAUCCCUACGUCAGCUGGCCGCAAGACUUGAAAAGACUCAAUUUGAUGGGGUGGUCUACGACCCGCUGUCUCGUUUUAACAGCAACGCCGAGAGCUAUGUCCUGACCCCGUACCACGAACUCAAGUUAGCCAAUGACAUUGCAUACUUGGCGUGUACAGAGGAAGGUGUCAGAAAGAUAUCAGCAGUAUGCGUUGAGGAAAGCAGAAGCAGCCUGACUAUACUGGUAGCCAGUAAUGAAAUCCCAACGCCGGAAACCGUGGCGUCGUUGCAAAAGAUUGGCAAUGCAAUCAGCAGCUACGCCAGUCGCGAAAUUCACCGUGAUGCCUUCUUGGAAAGGUCGUUCGAUAUGGUGAUGGAACUCUCCGGCGACCGCAUACUCCAGCGCACCCGACCAAGCUGGCAUCCAGGGCCAGCGUGGUUAAGAGCAGGGCAGACCACCAAUAUAUCCCUACUGCACAAACUCCAAGAUCUUUUCUCCCAAAUAGAGAGCACUCUAGAGCAUCGGUUCCCGAAGACACUGUCAGCGCUCAGAAAGGUCCACAAACAGCUCCAGCACCUCAAUUACCAGGGCAGCGAUGGCAAAGGAGCAAGACUGGCGCUGAAGACCAUAGUCCUCAAGGCUUAUGAGGCCUCUACUGCCGAGAAUCCUCGGACGUUGGAGCUCAAGCUGGGAGCAUGCGGCAAUGUAGGCAUGGAACUCGCUGGCAAAAAGGAGAUCCGACAAGUCGAUAAGCUUGCGCGCUAUUAUGGAGUUUGCCGGAACUUUGCCAAGAUUGCACGGCAGCCAAACUAUCGGGAUCUGCUCAGCAAUGUCCUGGUUUCAAGGUGUGAAGGAUACGCCGUCGUGCCCAGCGGUUCGGGAAACACGCGCCGGCUGCCCGUCCACGCAGAGGUGCAAUUGACAAUGCAUUACUUGGCCAGCACCCCCGUCCUGGCGCCCAGGGCAAUGGGCUGCAGCAAGUCUGCCUGUUUCCUCUGCCACGCCCUCAUCACCCGCCUCGGACAGUUUUCCGUCUCGGCCUGCCACGGAAGGUUGUAUUCUCAAUGGACGAUACCUGACGGCGUGCGCCUGGAAAGCAAAAAGGCGGAGAAACUGGCUGGUGCAAUAGUGGAGAUAUGUGAGAGCCUGAGAGCUCUCAGCGGAGACCCUAGGGUGCGUGUGUGCCCGCCAGAAAGCCGUGCGCUAUCAUUGCUGUCGGGCCCAUCCACGGCUACGCAGCUCUCCUUUGAUUCUGGAUCCGAAGUAUCGUCGGCAGAGACGAUUCGUCCGAGCUUCGUUGCGGGACCAAGCGCCGAUCCAGGUUCAACGUCACACACUGGUGCGACUGAGCCUCGGCAGGAGCAGCAGCUCCUGAACAGUGAAGCUGCACCCGCGAGUCCACAAGCAAAAAGACAGGCCGAGAAUCCGUCAGAAAGUCAUGUGGCAGAUCCGGCAGGAGAUCAAUCCUUCCAAUCCACAGCUUCGGCAGAAGGUUCUAAAGAUGCCAUCCCCGAGGAAACAAUCCCCGCUCAACAGCCAAACUGUCACACGCCGAAUGUCAGUUAUACCAAAUCGUUGCCAGCGAGAGAAUCACCGGUGGCUCUGAUCAGGCUAAAGGAGACGGACCUACCGUAUGAGCGUCAUAUUUGUAACGAUAUGCCACUCCUUGAUUUACAGCUCGGACGACUUUCGCUAUCUCUGGACUUUAGCAGCAUCAGUCUUGGGCGGCUUGCAGUGACGCGUGAUAACAUUAUUGAUGCUAGGUUUGUUUCUUUGGAAGCUUCGGAGCUCCCUUCAAGCAGCCCUGGACGCAUUCUCAGUUGCAAAGAAGGUGUCAACACAGUCUGCUUUCAGUUGUUGUGCUUUGGUUGUGUUGCUGUCAAUGUGGAAAUUACUUGGGGGAACAGCACAAGCUGAGAUGUGAUUAAACCUUGUAUAUCCCUCUCCGGGCAGUUUCAGUGAGUGACGCAUCUUUUUUUUUCUAUUUCGACAAAUUGGUCAUAUGAUCCCGGAUCUGGCUUUGAUUUACUACUCUACUAUCUCUAGGACUCAGCUGUUGCUUGACCACCCCCAACUGUUUGUUGGUAAUUUCCCUCAACCCAGUAACAUUAUCUAGUACGUUGAUGAGUUUUACUACUUGGGCUUCUAUUUGCUUAACAUUUUGAUUUGUGUUCUACCAAAAUUCGAUGCAGAGGUCAGGAUUAUGUGUGAAAACGUGGGGAAGGAAAGGUUGAUAAGAG